GCCAAGCUCAGAAGUAGUCUCGCUGGAGAGCAGAGCAUCUUGCUGUCAUCUUCCCCAUUACCCGUUAUUGCGCUUCUCCUCAGAGGGUUUGGAUAAACGAGAAAAACAGGAAGAGGAAGGAAGGAAGGACGGAAAAGAAAAGAGAGAGCUGACAUAAGUGAGCCUGAUUCAUAGUGAGAGUGAAGCGUCAUGACUGUAAUCCUGUCACCGUGUGAACGACAUGCUCAUGCUCUCUGAUGUGUCCUGCCUCUAGUCACACUGUCAGGCGACCCGAUCGAGGCUCUCCAGUAGUUGUGACAUUCUGCGCUGGAAAUGUUCUGGGGCCGAGGAUAUUCCGAAUGGGAGCCUCUGAAAGCAGUGUCUUCCGAAGGGGGUGAUGAACGUGAAUCACAGUGCACACUGUGUGGUGAGCCAGAAGACCUGCAGUAUUCAUGGUCUCCCUCUCAGCCCUUCGAUGAAGACAGCUACUCCCCUCCUCCACCCAGGAACAUGAAGGCUAUAUCGGGCGGGCGGCCCAGCCAGCUCCAGAUCACCUCAGCUCACACCUGUGCCCUGGCCGACUGUGACCACUCCCUGGAUCGUCAUGACUCCUGCACCCCCUCGUAUCUCCUCAGCCCCACCGACAGCUGUCCUAUGGAGCACCACCGCUUCUCCCCUCGUAGCUCAAUCCACUCUGAGUGCACACCCUUGCCCGUCUCCAUGGCCAACACAGACCACUCCAUCUCCAGCAGCACCUUUCCCAGGAUGCACUACAGCUCCCAUCACGAUGGCAGUGGGACGCGGGACGGUGGCUGCGGCGGGGGCGGCGGGGGCGGCGGGGGCGGCGGGGGCGGC
Molecule: messenger RNA, 834 nt
Organism: Esox lucius (northern pike)
Lineage: Eukaryota; Metazoa; Chordata; Actinopteri; Esociformes; Esocidae
Product: disks large-associated protein 2
Exons: 4
Source: RefSeq, a predicted model, not a curated record